Molecule: messenger RNA, 4604 nt
Organism: Lineus longissimus
Lineage: Eukaryota; Metazoa; Nemertea; Pilidiophora; Heteronemertea; Lineidae
Product: alpha-N-acetylglucosaminidase-like
Exons: 23
Coding region: 631-3009 (792 amino acids)
Source: RefSeq, a predicted model, not a curated record
CACUUUCGGACUUAUUUUGUCAUCUGGCGAUAGAUUCAUAACAUGUUUCAAAAGUUCAGUUCCUCUUUUAUUCUCCUGGUUAUUCCGGGUUACUAGUUGCUAUUCCUGGCCAAGGUUUGUGGUGUGUAGGCCUAUCAUACGAAGUACUAUUCAUGAAAGGACAAUGUAUUAUAAGAGCAUACCAUUAGCUCGAGGCACUCCCCCUUGAACAGUCCCUGACCAACUCAUAAUUGUGAAUAGUCUGGCCAAACAACUGUAUAGUUUACAGUAUUGUUUUCAGCUCUGCCAUCCUGCUCCAUUUGUCUGUCAUUGUUACAGAACAUGUGCCAGUUCUAGUAAAAAAAGGUGUUUAGUUUCUGCAAAAUAGCGAUGAUAAGCCAGUGUUGUUCAUCAAGUUGUCAUUGCCUGGCACGGGAUAAAUCAUGCGUGCUGCCGUCAUCUGUGUUUCAUUUGAUCACGGGCGGUUAAGAAGGAGCAUUGUUCUGUUGCUUCUCUCUGCUCGAAGGAUAUGUUCAGUGUGCAUGUUAAACGGCCGCUAAUUACUAAAUUAGCCUGCUGCUCGUCUGUGGGAUCAGAAGAAGGAGAACUUUAGGAUAUAGGCCUACAUGUAGUGUCUAACAACGUUUCAAAAUGCUGAUCAGAUUGGUGAGAUUGGUUGGCCUCCUGGUGGUGUUGCUACAGUAUUCUCAGGCUGCAGAUUUCCAGUCAUUGGACCACUUGAAGAGUUCCACCCCUCCCUCUGUCCAGGAGAGAACCGUGGCAGACCUUAUCAAGAGGAUACUACCGACCCGUGCCGCCUUUGAGUUCACUGUUGAGAUCGCACCUGACCUUGGGCCUCCAAAUAGAGACACGUUCCAGCUUACCAACUAUAAUGGAGGUAUCAAGAUCAAAGCGAAUAGUGGGGUGGGUGGAGCGUGGGGCUUCCAUUACUACCUGACCCAAUUCUGUGGUGGUCACAUUGCCUGGGAGGGACGACAGCUUAAUAUUCCAACAAGGCUGCCAAGAAUACCGAAUGGAAAAUUACAGGUUACCACUAAUGAUAGGUUUCGUUACUAUGCCAAUGUGUGUACCGUGAGCUAUUCGUAUGUUUGGUGGAACUGGACACGCUGGGAGCAGCACCUUGACUGGAUGGCUCUGAAUGCUAUCAAUCUGCCAUUGGCGUUCACCGGACAGGAAGCAAUAUGGCAGAGGGUCUACCUCAAGUUAGGUUUUACUCAGGACGAUCUUGAUUCUCACUUUGGUGGACCAGCAUUCCUAGCAUGGUCUCGUAUGGGGAACAUGAAAGGCUGGGGUGGCCCCCUCCCUCCUUCUUGGUACGCAGGCCAACUAGCCCUCCAGCACAAGAUCUUGGACAGGAUGAGGAGGUUUGGUAUGGUGCCAGUCCUACCAGGGUUUGCUGGUCAUGUCCCUGGUGCAAUCAAAAGGGUGUUUCCAAAUGCCACCGUCACGCAGCUGAAGGAUUGGGGGCAUAUGAACUCAACAUAUUGCUGCACCUCCCUGCUCGACCCGGAGGAUCCUCUGUUCCGGCAGAUAGGGAAGCUUUUCAUUGAAGAGAUGAUGAAUGAGUUCGGUACGGACCAUGUGUACAACGCGGACACCUUUAAUGAAAUGACACCUCCGUCGAGUGAACCAUCUUAUCUGAAGAAGGUUGGCAAGGCCGUGUAUGACGGAAUGACUGUGGCUGAUCCUCAGGCGAUUUGGUUGCUCCAAGGCUGGUUGUUCUACCACCAAGCUGAUUUCUGGCAGUCACCACAGACACAAGCUUUCCUAACAUCAGUACCCCAGGGUAAGAUGAUCGUGCUGGACCUAAUGGCCGAAGCCUUUGCCGUUUAUAACAAGACAGCCUCGUUCUACGGACAGCCCUUCAUCUGGUGUAUGUUACAUAACUUUGGAGGCAACCUGGGGCUGCAUGGCAUGAUUGACAGUAUCAAUAAGGGUCCAAUAGUGGCCAGGAAGAACACAACAAUGAUAGGUAUCGGGCUGGCGAUGGAAGGUAUAUUCCAGAACUACAUGAUCUACGAGUUCAUGCUGGAGAAUACAUGGAGGCAGGAGGAGAGGAACAUCUCACAAUGGAUGGGUGAGUACGCAAGGAGAAGAUACAACACUCACAAUAGCCACCUGAAGAACAUGUGGACCAUACUCGCUAUGUCAGUAUACAAUGACAGCUCGCUCGUUGCCCGUCAUCUCUUUCAUAUCAUCACAAGAAGACCAUCUCUCUCCCUCAAGCCACUGCUGUGGUAUGACCCGGAUUCACUCUUCAAAGUUUGGAACAUCGUUGUCCAUAAUGCUAGGAGACAUUCAAAUAGCGCCCUCUACAGGUAUGACUUAGUUGACAUCACGCGUCAAUGCCUCCAGGUGCUGGGCAUCUUCAGGUACAUGGGAAUCAUGACCGCUUAUCGGGACAGGGAUGUCGAAGCUAUCAAGGAAGCUGGUCAGAACAUGUCCGAGCUGCUUGAUGACCUGGACAGCAUCCUUGGAUCUGAUGCUCACUGGCUGCUGGGGAGUUGGUUGGAGGAGGCAGCCAGUCUUGGUACCAAUGCCAAGGAGAAACAGCUUUAUACGUAUAAUGCCAAGAACCAGAUCACACUGUGGGGACCUGAGGGAAAUAUUCUUGAUUAUGCAACCAAGCAGUGGUCCGGGGUAGUUAGCAGAUACUACAAACCACGCUGGCAGCUAUUUGUUCAAGCUUUACUAGCAUCUGUGAUAGAGCAUAAAAAGUUCAACAACACUGAGUUCAAGUCAGCAGUAUUAGAAUCCGUUGAAAAGCCUUGGACAUUUGAUGCUGUGCCUUAUUCAACACAACCACAAGGCGAUACCAUCAAGAUAGCAACAUACCUCCAUCGCACCUACAGAUCUUUAACUCACAGUCAGCUUACGAGGAAAUUUUAUGCAAAUUUACCCAUGUUGUGUCAAAAUCGUAAAAUAUGUGCUCGGAACUCUGGGAAAUGGUUGUCGAAGGAGAUAAGACGACGGCGUCGACGGAAACGUAGCAAGACGCAUAGUGACUGAUGCAUUGUGGGUAAGCGGGAGUACUCGCUUCAUCUUUGAGGAAUCCUCUGCUGGUGGACUGGCAGGAGGUGGAAUUGCUUGUUAUUACGACUAAGGCAGUGGACUGAGGAGAUUUAUUGUAUAGCAGUGUUCAACUGUUGUCAUCAGUCAUCGCUCCCUAUUCAUCACAAUUAUGUGUCGGACCUGGCUGUGCAUUCAUUGGCUGGGACACUCACUGGGCUGGGCAUUCAUUGGCUUGUACAUUCACUGGGCUGGGCAUUCAUUGGCUUGUACAUUCACUGGGCUGGGCAUUCAUUGGGCUGGGCAUUCAUUGGCUUGGACAUUCAUUGGCUUGGAUAUUCACUGGGCUGGGCACUCACUGGGCUGGGCAUUCAUUGGCUUGGACAUUCAUUGGACUGGGCAUUCAUUGGCUUGGACAUUCAUUGGGCUGGGCAUUCAUUGGCUUGGGCAUUCAUUGGGCUGGGCAUUCAUUGGCUUGGGCAUUCAUUGGGCUGGGCAUUCAUUGGGCUGGGCAUUCAUUGGACUGGGCAUUCAUUGGACUGGGCAUUCAUUGGCUUGGGCAUUCACUGGUCUGGGCACUCACUGGGCUGGGCAUUCAUUGGCUUGGACAUUCAUUGGACUGGGCAUUCAUUGGCUUGGACAUUCAUUGGGCUGGGCAUUCAUUGGCUUGGGCAUUCAUUGGGCUGGGCAUUCAUUGGCUUGGGCAUUCAUUGGGCUGGGCAUUCAUUGGGCUGGGCAUUCAUUGGCUUGUACAUUCAUUGGGCUGGGCAUUCAUUGGCUUGGACAUUCAUUUAGCUGGGAAUUCAUUGGGCUGGGCAUUCAUUGGCUUGGACAUUCAUUGGGCUGGGCAUUCAUUGGGCUGGGCAUUCAUUGGCUUGUACAUUCAUUGGGCUGGGCAUUCAUUGGGCUGGGUAUUCGUUGGCUUGGACAUUCAUUUAGCUGGGAAUUCAUUGGGCUGGGCAUUCAUUGGCUUGGACAUUCAUUGGGCUGGGCAUUCAUUGGGCUGGGCAUUCAUUGGCUUGGACAUUCAUUGGACUGGGCAUUCAUUGGGCUGGGCAAUCAUUGGCUUGGACAUUCAUUGGGCUGGGCAUUCAUUGGCUUGGACAGUACAGUACAAAACUUUUCAUUCAGUUCAUUACAUUUUGCAAAGACAGUGGGAGGUGGGGCAAGUCCAUCAUGACACUGUGGAGUGUUGGAUUCACACAACAGACUGACUUGGACCAGAGAAUGAAUCACUGAUGUAAUGAUGAUUCUUGAUGUGAAUGCAUCACUCAAGUUUUCAUUUCUGAUUUCUAAUGAGGGAACUCUGUAACACCAGUUUGCAAUAUUGAAUUCCAGUUUCAUGUUGCAGUAGUUGGGCAAGUACAAAAUAACAUAUGUUUACCAUUGUCUGUUGUAACUGUUGUAAUAUACUAGUUAUCAGUGGUGCUAAUUUACGAUUAAUACAUCGUUUUUACAUGUUUUCACUUUGUUUUCUAAUUGCAACGAAACAGGGUUUGUCAGUUGUGUUCAAGGCAACUUACAUGUACAUAACAGACAGUAACUGGAAGAGAUUUCCUAUCAACUUUCGUGUUCUAAAUAAAAACAAAACAAGA